AUGUACCCCGACAACGCGACGACGUUUGUUGGAACUCAGAAGCAACUAAAGGAAUUUUAUCACCUUUUGCGAACAGAUGAAGCGCAAACAACAAUCGGGCAAUUUUUGCGCGGCCAUGAAACCACAUGGAAUUUUAUACCUCCUAAUGCGCCACAUUUUGGUGGCCUUUAUUGGGAGGCGGCUGUUAAAUCCGCAAAGUACCACCUCGGGCGAAUCGUGGGCGGGCAGAACUUGACUUUCGAGGAAAUGUCGACUACUUUAUGCGAAAUUGAAGCUGUGUUGAACUUGCGACCUCUUAUGAUACUGAGCUCCGACCCAAACGAUAUGGCGUACCUAAGUCCCGGACACUUUCUGGUUGGCGCACCACUGAGG
This is a messenger RNA of Temnothorax curvispinosus, 372 nucleotides long. RefSeq lists its product as uncharacterized. Gene Ontology annotation, molecular function: nucleic acid binding. The record is from RefSeq and is a predicted model, not a curated record. NCBI's taxonomy places the organism in Eukaryota, Metazoa, Arthropoda, Insecta, Hymenoptera, Formicidae. The annotation marks the transcript as partial. The transcript has a single exon.